Manihot esculenta (cassava) is the source of this 1302-nucleotide messenger RNA. RefSeq names its product peroxisomal nicotinamide adenine dinucleotide carrier. Gene Ontology annotation, biological process: transmembrane transport; nucleotide transport. The transcript is spliced from 11 exons. NCBI's taxonomy places the organism in Eukaryota, Viridiplantae, Streptophyta, Magnoliopsida, Malpighiales, Euphorbiaceae. The record is from RefSeq and is a predicted model, not a curated record. The coding region runs from base 91 to 1206 and encodes 371 amino acids.
AUUUGUUGCCAAACCAAGCAACGAAACGCUCCGAUCAUAUUAUCGGACAAGACUACAAGAGGUAGGAAGAACAGGAGAGCCACAAAAAGCAUGUCAAAGUCGGACGCAGUGGCGAAUGGGCUAGCGGGAGCAGGUGGGGGUAUUAUUGCUCAGAUAAUCACUUAUCCCCUUCAAACGAUAAACACGCGCCAGCAAACCGAAAGACGGGCUAACAAGAAGAAGAAGAAUGAAGGCUCCCUUGAUUCUGCACCUGCACCUGGAACGCUUCUUCAAAUCCUUCAGCCAAUUUUAUUUCACCAGGUCAUUAAAACCGAAGGCUGGGGUGGACUUUAUAGUGGCCUUAAGCCUUCUCUCUUUGGAACUGCUGCUUCGCAGGGCAUUUAUUACUACUUCUAUCAAGUUUUCAAGAACAGGGCAGAGGCCAUUGCAGCCUCUCGUAAAGCCAAAGGUCAUGGAGAUGGUAACGUUGGCAUGUUUUCUUGGCUUGUUGUGGCUGCUAUAGCUGGUUCACUGAAUGUAUUGCUGACAAACCCAAUAUGGGUUCUUGUGACUCGUAUGCAGACACAUACUCAAGCAGAAAGAAAAAUUAUGGAGGGAAAGAAAGAAGUUUUAAUCAGGGAAGCUUCUGAAAGUGGUUUACAAGGUUCAGAUUUACAGGACAAAUUGGCUGAACUUGAUUCAAUAAAGCCUUGUCCUUAUGGAACAUUACAUGCGGCAUGUGAAGUUUUUAAUGAAGCUGGAAUAACUGGAUUUUGGAAAGGCAUCUUUCCUACGCUUAUCAUGGUGUGUAAUCCAUCCAUCCAGUUUAUGAUUUAUGAGACAUCGUUAAAGCAUCUAAGGGAAAAACGUUCCGCAAUCAAGCAGGGGUAUAAAAAUGCAACUGCUUUAGAGGUUUUUUUACUAGGAGCCUUGGCAAAACUGGGAGCAACUGUCUCAACGUACCCCUUGUUGGUUGUCAAGUCAAGGCUUCAAGCAAAACAGGAGAUUGGUGGAAAUAGUUCAUUGAGAUACUCAGGCACACUUGAUGCAGUAACUAAAAUGAUCCGUUAUGAAGGGGUGCUUGGUUUUUAUAAGGGGAUGGGCACAAAGAUAGUACAGAGUGUUUUUGCAGCCUCUGUACUUUUCAUGGUUAAGGAGGAGCUUGUUAAGGCUUACAUGGUUCUGGCAGAUAAGAGCAAGAAAGUUCUGUUAAAUUUGAGUAAAUGACUUCUUUAUCAUGUAUGAGGGAUAAAAUCUACAUUUGUGGUUAUCUUAUUUACUCAUUAAUUAUACAUCAUGGAUAUAUAAUGAGGGUUAAAGUUA